CAUCUCCAGCCUUUCUCUUUUCCUCACUCUCAUCUUACUAUCCUACUUUGCUUUACUUGAUAUAGAAUUCAUUACAUUUCUGACCACUGCAAAAUGCCUGUUACCCCGAUCAACUCACACGCCGAGUUCCAAGAACUCAUGGACAGCGAUAAGCCUGUUAUCAUUGAUUUCUGGGCGCCCUGGUGUGGUCCAUGCCGGACGAUCUCGCCCUUUGUCGAUUCCUUCGCCGACAAGCCGGAAUGCAGCAAGAUUGGAUUCUACAAGGUUGAUGUGGAUCAGCAGCAAGAAAUAUCCGAGGAGGUGGGCAUCAAAGCAAUGCCGACCUUUGCUCUGUUCAAAAAAGGCUCCAAAGUGGAUGAAUUUAUGGGAGCCGAUCGCAUCAAGCUGAUAGAGAUGGUUAACAAGGGCGUUGCUCUCUAAUCAUCAGCAUGUUUGUGGACAGGGA
Messenger RNA from Aspergillus wentii DTO 134E9, 445 nucleotides. RefSeq names its product thioredoxin family protein. The record is from RefSeq and is a predicted model, not a curated record. The transcript is spliced from 2 exons. Gene Ontology annotation, molecular function: protein-disulfide reductase activity. NCBI's taxonomy places the organism in Eukaryota, Fungi, Ascomycota, Eurotiomycetes, Eurotiales, Aspergillaceae. The coding region runs from base 94 to 420 and encodes 108 amino acids.